AUGCGAGGCCGGCUGCUGGCGCGGCUGCGGCGGCGGCGGAGGCUGCUGCUGGCCCUGGGCGUGCUGGCUCUGGGGCUUUGGGCCGCUUACCUGGAGUUGGUGGCGGCGGCCGGCGGCGGGGAUCCCGCGGAACACAGAUAUGAAAGCUGGAGGGAGCUGGCUAAGGCUCUUGCAGACACGAAUGUCCCAGGUGGGGACCCAAGCCUUCACUUUUACUAUUCACAGAAGCUGGGACACCAGAGCCGAGAGCUGCAAAGAGGUGGGAGGAAUAAAUCUAAUUCUGCAGCUGUGGACAACCCUGUCCAGUGGAUGCCAGAGUUCCAGGGCCAGGCCAAUCUGCACGUGUUCGAGGACUGGUGUGGCAGCUCCACUGAGCAACUCAGGAAAAACCUGCACUUCCCCCUCUUCCCCCACACACGAACUACACUGAAGAAGCUGGCUGUCUCCCCAAAAUGGACCAACUAUGGUCUCCGGAUAUUUGGCUACCUGCAUCCUUUCACCGAUGGGGAGUUUCAGUUUGCCAUUGCUGCGGAUGAUAAUGCUGAGUUCUGGCUGAGUCCAAAUGAAAAGACCUCUGGUCUCCAGCUGCUGGCCAGUGUAGGCAAGACAGGGAAAGAGUGGACUGCACCAGGGGAGUUUGGGAAAUUUCAGAGCCAGCAGUCAAAGAUGGUGAGGUUGUCAUCUACAGGCAGGUACUAUUUUGAGGUUCUUCACAAGCAGGAUGACAGAGGAACAGACCAUGUGGAAGUAGCAUGGAGACUGAAUGACCCAGAAGUGAAGUUCAAAGUCAUUGACUCCCAAUACCUCUCCCUUUUUGCUAAUGAGACACUUUUAAAGAUGGAUGAGGUUGGGCACAUCCCACAGACAUUGGCCAGUCACACGAGGCGGCCUGCUGACAGUGCAGGCAGCAAGGCACACCCAGCUGACAUGCUGAAGCCUGACCCCAGGGACACUCUUUACAAAGUGCCUCUGCUCAGCAAGUCUCGUGUGCGCAGGGCUCUGGCAAGACUGCCGUACAAGCCCAGCUACCUGGUCAAUGGAUUUCCUCUGCAGCGCUACCAAGGACUCCAGUUUGUUCAUUUAUCCUUUGUUUACCCGAAUGAUUACAGUCGCCUGAGCCACAUGGAGAAAGACAACAAGUGUUUCUAUCAGGAAAACCCUUAUUACUUGGAAAGAUUUGGAUUCUACAAGUACAUGAAAAUGGACCGGCCAGAGAAAAGCCUGGACUCAGGAGAAAAGACAGAGCAGCCUGGAUCCCAGGAGGGGAACCAGGACAACGUGCAGUACAUGGAGCAGGAUGUGGAGAGUACCAGUCGCCCUGAGCAUCCUGGUACAGGGAGGGCAGAACUGGCAGGCAAUGCUCCCAGCAGCAUGGUGGGCAGUGAUGAUGUUCAUGAGGACUAUUCCCUCCGGGAGCAUCGUCGGCUCCUCUCUGUGAUGGGUGGUGACAAACAAGAAGGGCUACAGGGGAGGAGGGCAAAGAGGUCUGAUGUCAAAUCAGCCACGCUGACCUCUGCCAACCAAAGCCUCAUCCAGCCUGGCUUAAAGGGGAACACCAUAAUGCAGAGACCCCAUUUAAAAGCUGGAGUCAAAGAUAACUCCAGAAGCCCUCCGCAGCAUGCCAGGGCUGUCCAGGGGAGAGUGCCUGUCAAAAAGGCAAACCCUUCUUCUAGGACUGUGCCUCAAAGGCAGCAGCCUCACAGUGAUCCCAGGGACUCAGGGGUCACAAUUCCCAAAGUGAUGAGACCUCAAGGAGACCUCAGGACUGCUAAGGAUGGGCUGCAGCCAGCAGGCACAGUGCCAACCAGGAGGGGAGUCCCAGUCCCCGGCAACGCUGGCAGGCAUGCUGAGAGUGCUGCCAGCCCCAGCCAGCAGCCUGGUCUGUCACAGUGGCUGAACCAAGUGGAAUCCUAUAUUGCUGAGCAGAAGGCAGCCAACAGAGGGGACACAGGGGAGAGAGAGGAGCAGGUGGAAGCUCCUGUGAAGGGCAAGUCUGGACCUGUGGCAGCCGAAGAGGAAGAGGAAGAAGAGGCGGAUGGGGAGCCAGAGGAGGAAGAUGAGGAGGAUUUUGAUUACGUACCAGUGUUUGACCAGGCAGUAAACUGGGAGCAGACCUUCAGCAUGAGCAACCUGGACUUCCAUAUGCUGCGCACAGACUGGAUCGACCUGAAAUGCAACACGUCAGGAAACUUGCUGCUAGGAGAAAGGGAGGCCCUGGAAGUCACACGUAUCUUCCUGAAGAAGCUCAACCAGAGGAGUAAAGGGAGGUUCCAGCUGCAGCGCAUCGUCAACGUGGAGAAACGCCAGGACCGCACGGGCAGCCGGUACCUGCUGGAGCUGGAGCUGCUGGAGCAGGGGCAGCUCGUCCGCUUCUCCGAGUACAUCUUUGCCCAGGGCUGGCAGGGCAUUGGCAACGAUGAGGAGGAGGAGAGGAAGAUGAGGAACCUGGCGUGGGGUCGGCGACGGCACCUGAUGGCUGUGGCAAAUGAACCAGAGCUGUGCUGGCCCCAGGGCUUUUCCUGGAACCAUCGUGCCGUAGUUCACUUUGUGGUGCCAGUGAAAAACCAGGCACGUUGGGUGCUGCAGUUCAUUUCUGACAUGGAAGAACUGUUCCGAGUCACUAAGGAUCCAAACUUCAAUGUCAUCAUCACAGACUACAGCAGCAAUGACAUGGAUGUAGAGAAGGCUCUGAAAAGGUCUACUUUGCACAGCUAUCGGUACUUGAAGUUGACGGGGAAUUUUGAGCGUUCUGCUGGGCUGCAGGCGGGGAUAGACCUGGUGACGGACCCACACAGCAUCAUUUUCCUAUGUGACCUCCACAUCCACUUCCCAGCUGGAGUAAUUGAUUCAAUCCGGAAACACUGCGUGGAAGGCAAGAUGGCCUUCGCACCCAUGGUCAUGCGGCUGCACUGCGGGAUGUCCCCACAGUGGCCUGAUGGCUACUGGGAAGUGAAUGGUUUUGGUCUCCUGGGCAUAUACAAGUCUGACUUGGACAAGAUUGGAGGCAUGAACACAAAAGAGUUUCGGGACCGCUGGGGAGGAGAGGACUGGGAGCUCCUGGACAGGAUCUUGCAGGCCGGGCUGGAAGUGGAGCGUCUCUCCCUGAGAAACUUUUUCCACUGGUUUCACUCAAAGCGGGGCAUGUGGAACCGGCGCCAGCUGAAGACGCUGUAGCCUUUAACCUCAGAGCUGGGCAGCAGCACCAUCCACCAUCUCACCUCGAUGUGCACUUUAUCAAGGCACACAGCUAGGAGUACAAACUCUUCCUCUGCCUCCAGAGCCUUCUGAUGGGAUGGUACAGCUGAGGAAGGGAUGGUCAGACUAGGGGAGCAGAAGCUUCUCUUGUGCACUCUUGCAUCCAAGACGUGGGAUCUCUGUCUUGCUGGGAAGGCAUGUGGGGGAGAUGCUGACAAGUGAAUUGACUCAUAAAUUCCUGCCUUGUGGUCUGGUGGAUGGUAUAGUGGGAGAGGUGCCAUAUUUCCCAUUGAGUCUUGUAUGGUGCAAACCAAACAAACACAAAUCCCAGCUAAGCCCAGAAUUGUUUAUUUACAGUAACACAGCUUCUCUUUCAAUACUUGAAUCAAAAAAAAAAAAAAAAAAAAAAAAAAAAAAAAAAAAAAAAAAAAACCCUUCCCAUUUCUCCUCCUUUCCCAUCUCUCUGGUAUCCGUGCUUUUGGACAGGGGACCAAGUAAGUUCUCUGAACUGUGUCCACAUGCCCAUGUGCUGACCCAAGGAAAUCUGGAUGUGGAGGAGCUGAUAGGCACUUUAGGCUGCUAGUGCUUAGACGUUUCUCUGUGCUUUUCACUUCAGUCAUUAGGAAAAACCAUGCUCAUAUUCAGCAAAUUAUGGGCCAUGGUUGGAGACUUAAGUACACUUCCCCUUUGAGAACCACGUUUGCCAGCAACUGGGCAAGGUAGUAGGGGUUGAUGUUACAUCUCCACCUAAAUUAUUAAUCCACUGCCUGAGGAUAGUGGAGGGGUUAUACAGAGAAGCUAGGAGGGCAUCUCAGGAGGAACUUUGCAGCCUUAUCUGACAGACAUGUGUUUGUCCUAACAAUAUCAGGGAAACCAUAGCAGGAAGAAGUGGCAAUAUUUUAUUAGUUGAAAUAUUGUUGAUUUUGUCAGAAAAGAGGAGACAGACUAUUCUGCUCUCUGAAUUCUGUAUUGUUUAUGCAGUGUCUAAAGGUUAAUUUAAUAAGUUAUAGCUCACAGUUAUGUCUUGUCAUAGUUUGAAUUUUUAUGUAAAGAACAGGCCUCAUGGUUGAAGAACUGUCACAGCAGUUGGUGUUUUCUCUGGAACAGCCAUGGGAGCUCCAUCCCAGUAUGGAGGAGGUGGCCCCAGGCCUUGGCACUGGCACGGGUGCAGGGAACAGUGAGGACAGAUGAGGGUUGAGUGAAUAAAAGGAUGGGCAGACCCAUGCCAACACUGAUCCUAAGCUGUGGAAAGAGCUCCUGUCCACAGCCAGCCUGAUGCUAUAGGAAAUUCUCAGCCUGUAAAACUCCCAUUCAUUUAAAGAAAGAUUUUUUUUUACCCUUGUAACCAUUUUACAGGAUCAUGAAAACCCAGGGAUCCCAGCACAGACAGUGCUAUGCACUGGAGCUCUCAUGUCUCCAUACCAAGCUGACAGAGCUGCUACAGGUCUCAAGCUUCAGGGGAGAGCUUGACAUACGAGACCACUCAUGGCACCCAGGUCUGUGGGGAGUUGUUGAAAAGUUGGUAGUGGAGGUAUGCAGGGUACAAGCAAUGCUGACAUGGUUCUAGAGUUUGCUUUUUACACUGAUGGAGUGGAUUCCAGUUCAGAGUAGGCAUUCGUCUAUUAUUUAUUCUGUGGUGCUUGACAAGUCCAUCAAGUUCCACCAUUGCAGUAGAGAAUUCAACUUGCAAGUCCUGGCACGUGAGAUAGAAAUCUUGUCAAAUCAUCUGCUUGUUCCAGUCUGGGUUUUGAGACUGAUGGAGUCAGGACAAGUCAACCAGGUUUCAGAAAGUUUCUCUGCGCAGUGUGCAGCAAUGGUGAGAAGGAGACAAGAGACAGCUGUGUCUCAGAAUCCACAGAGCCUUUGCCAAAAUGCAGACACUGAAUAUAUCAGAAGAGGCAACCUUAGCCUUCUGGCCAAGACAGAGCGGCCUUUUUAUUGAGAGGAAGUAUUUUUACCCAUAUAGAGCUAAGAAAUUAAACAUUGUGAGGCAAGAGGGAAGAGGCUGACAGUAGUCAACACUAUUAUUAUUAUUAUUAUUUUUUAAUAACAACUUAUAUAUAGUUUGUAAUAGGAGUUUAGGAGGCCAGAGCCCUGUGAUGCUGUGUUGCAAUAAGCUCUGUUUCUGCCUGGAAUGUGCAGUGUUAGUCAGGGUUUCAGUGCAUGUCAGAGCCUGUGCUUCACUCAAAUAUGGGAACAGCCUCGUUGAGUGUGCAGGUGAGCUGCUUUCCAGGCUCCAGGAGUGCACCUCCACAGCCAGUCCAGGCUGGCUUUGUCACGCAAUCCCUGUGGAAUGGGGAGAGGCUGGGGGGGAGGAGAUGUGGCGAGGCAUUAGCAGGACCAGCUGUUUAGCUCAUCAAGCAGAGAAUGGCAUGGUGCACAUUUGCAGAUGGAGGGUUGACUGACUUUGCAGCCAGCAAGAGUGGAUUGGAAAGUAGGAGACAGCUCUCAGCCCAGCACUGCCAGCAGAAUUUAAGUGUUUUGCUCCCAUGUUUUAUUUGGGGCUGUGCUCCUUCCUUCACACCUUAUAGCUAGACUAGUGGCAAGCAGAACUGUUUACCUCGCUGAGGAUUCCCUGAUGGAGAUGUAAGGAGUUAGUGGGUUUCAGUCCAGUUUCCUGAUGGCCAGUAUCCCCCUGUCAAAGUUGCCAUCAUAUCUAGUGAGAGGUGUCCCUACCCAUGCAGGGGCAGUUGAAUUAGCUGAUCUUUAAGGUCCCUUCCAACCCAAACCAUUCUAUGAUUCUAUGAUUUUAUUUUCUUCUUUUUCAAGCACAGUGGGGAUUCUUAGUGGUAUUUAAGUUGUAGUAGUAAUGUGAUUAUAUUAAUUGGCACUGCUGGCAGCUUGGAGGGAGCCCACGGGAACAAAACUGUCUUCCAGCCCACAUGUUCAGGUUGUGGGAGAGAGGUGCUACAUGCUCACCAGUCUGCAAGCAGCAAAUCUUGCAGAAGCAGCACUGGGCUUUGCUCUGAGGCUGCUGCCCCUCUUCAAGCAACCUGCAGUUUUUUCUCCCAGAGUCAUGAAGAACAGGAGAACAAGGAGUGUGUCAGGGCAGGUAAUCCUGCAGCCGUGCAGUGAAGGAUGUGACCAUCCAGGGCAGUGGCCAGGGCACCUUGUUCCAUGUCAUUCAGGUGGUUCACCCCAUCACUGGUGUGAAACAUGCAAUGCUGCUGUGAGGAGGGCUCAUCUUUGGUCUGGCACAGGUUUCAGAGAGCAAGAAGGACCUGCUUCACUGCAGCCAGGACCUAUCUCCCCAGCAGUUGAUCUGUUCUGUCACCAGGAUCUUCUUUAGAGCUGUGGACUGAGUGGUGAUGAGUCUCCCCGAGGCCUUCAUGUGAUCCUGGCUGUGACCUACUCACAGCAGGAGUAAGCAGCUGAAUGUGUUCCAUGCCUCAGCAGGCAGCAGGGAGCUGCUCUGGUAGCUCUUUGGCUGGGGACAGCUGGGGAGAUGAUGGACAUGCUGAAGAAGAGAACUUCCCUGGGGCAGGAUGUGGCCAGGCUGUGGACCAUGGGCCCCCCAGUGUGGGGUCCAUGGAGUGGGCUCUGCUCACAAAUGCAGACUCCUUAAGGACUGUGAAUUGUGGGCAGAGGUUUGUUUUACAGUCAAUAAAGGGAAUGAGAGGGUGGCUUUUAUUCUGAGAGAAAUGUGUUGCAUGAAAAUUACAAUGUGACUUGUUUUGUCAUUGUCUUUACUGUUUGUCUGGUAUGAACACCUCAUCUUUCAUUGCGUACAAAUGUCUGAAGUUGUUUUUUAGAUACCAUGCUUUGUGUUAAAAGUCUGAAUUGUACCUUUGAAUUAUCUGCCUUAGUGGCUCUGUACCUUCAAAAUGAUUCCUGGGCCACCUCUUUGUUAGAGCUGGGGAUGUACUGUUUCUCCCUCGAGUUUUAUAAAUAUAUUGUCUUCCUUCAAGA
Molecule: messenger RNA, 7104 nt
Organism: Calypte anna (Anna's hummingbird)
Lineage: Eukaryota; Metazoa; Chordata; Aves; Apodiformes; Trochilidae
Gene: B4GALNT3
Product: beta-1,4-N-acetyl-galactosaminyltransferase 3
Cellular component (GO): Golgi cisterna membrane
Molecular function (GO): acetylgalactosaminyltransferase activity
Source: RefSeq, a predicted model, not a curated record